CCUUUCUUCCUCCAACCACAUAUAUAAGUAUGCCAAUACCACAGAAAGCAAAGCAUCAGCACACGCUAUCCCACACCAGGUGGCACUCUUUACUACGAUCUCUUUUUGUCUCAAAACAUCAAAAGUUUACAAGUUCAGUGGCUGUCCUGAAACCUCUUUCUCACUAGCAAAUUGACACUGGUCAUUCAUUCACAAGGCACAGAUAUGGGUGAUUUAUCAAGAUUUGGACAAUGGUGUUAUUUUUUAGUUUAUAUGCUUUUACUGCUCAAAAUAGAAGGAGCUAGCAUUCCUAUUACUAUUGUUGAGACUGCUAAAGCUAGAGGAGCUGUUUGUUUGGAUGGAAGUCCACCAGCUUAUCACUAUGAUAAGGGAUAUGGUACUGGUGCCAACAACUGGAUUGUUCACAUGGAGGGAGGAGGAUGGUGUGAUGAUCUUGAGAGCUGUUCUCAAAGAAAGGACACAUACAAAGGUUCAUCACUAAAAAUGGAGAAGACCAUGGGUUUCUCUGGCAUACUAGGGGGCAAGCAAUCAGCUAAUCCCGAUUUCUACAACUGGAAUAGAAUUAAGAUCAAGUACUGUGAUGGAUCAUCCUUUACUGGCGAUGUUGAAGUAGUUGAUGCUAAAACUAACCUUCACUUCAGAGGAGAAAGGAUUUGGCAAGCUGUUAUUGAUGAUCUAUUGGCAAAAGGGAUGAGAAAUGCUCAAAAUGCCAUUCUUUCCGGUUGUUCUGCUGGUGGAUUGGCUGCUAUUUUGCAUUGCGACAAAUUCCGGUCUCUCCUGCCUGCAAGUGCUAGAGUUAAAUGUGUGUCUGAUGCUGGUUUCUUCAUUCAUGGGAAGGAUGUCGCUGGAGGGCGUCACAUUGAGAACUUCUUCGGAAGCGUAGUUAGAUUACACGGAUCGGCAAAGAGCUUACCUGCAUCAUGCACCGCAAAAAUGAGACCUGAGUUGUGUUUCUUCCCACAAUACGUAGCUCAGACUAUGCGAACACCGCUUUUUCUCAUCAAUUCAGCCUAUGAUUCCUGGCAGAUUAAGAAUGUUUUGGCACCCAGCGCUGUUGAUAAAAAGGGAAGCUGGAAGAGCUGCAAACUCGACUUAAAGAAGUGCUCAGCUGCUCAACUUCAGACUGUGCAAGAUUUCAGGACACAAUUCAUCGGUGCCUUGAGUGGUGGGGUUACCAACAAACCAGCAAAUGGGUAUUUCAUAAAUUCUUGCUAUGCACACUGCCAGUCUGGAUCAUUGGCUACAUGGUUGGCUGAUAAGUCUCCAGUUGUGAGCAAUACGAAAAUUGGAAAGGCGGUUGGAGAUUGGUUUUACGACCGAGCUACAUUCCAAAAGAUCGAUUGUCCUUAUCCUUGCAACCCCACCUGCGUUAAAAUUGAUUCUGAUUCAUAAGAGCAGCCAGCAGAUGUAAAUUUACUGCACCAAAAUGUUACUGCUGCAUAAGCUGAUCACCAUUAUAGUCAGAAUGAGCUUUGCGUAAGAGGCUGCUUAUGAUUAUCUUAGUUUUCAAAGUAAAAAAUAAAAGUGAAAGCAGGAAUUAAAUUGUACUGUUGGGUGUCUGUAUCAUUAUUUAUGUAAUCACUUCUUACUCUCUGAUUAAAUUGGAAUCUAAUUUUAAUAAAGAUUUAUAUAUAUCUUUCUUUGCUGGUGAGAA
This is a messenger RNA of Ricinus communis (castor bean), 1654 nucleotides long. RefSeq names its product pectin acetylesterase 7. Lineage: Eukaryota; Viridiplantae; Streptophyta; Magnoliopsida; Malpighiales; Euphorbiaceae. Gene Ontology annotation, biological process: cell wall organization. Gene Ontology annotation, cellular component: plant-type cell wall. The transcript has 13 exons. The record is from RefSeq and is a predicted model, not a curated record. Gene Ontology annotation, molecular function: pectin acetylesterase activity. Bases 205 to 1392 code for a protein of 395 amino acids.